Molecule: messenger RNA, 3872 nt
Organism: Sapajus apella (tufted capuchin)
Lineage: Eukaryota; Metazoa; Chordata; Mammalia; Primates; Cebidae
Gene: SLC17A5
Product: solute carrier family 17 member 5
Exons: 11
Coding region: 1077-2513 (478 amino acids)
Biological process (GO): monoatomic anion transport; transmembrane transport
Molecular function (GO): transmembrane transporter activity
Source: RefSeq, a predicted model, not a curated record
AGAGCAAGACCCUGUCUCUAAAAAACAAAAGAAGAAAAAAGGAAAUGUGGGUUUUUUUUUUUUUACAAAAAAGGCCUCUCAGUAUCCAAACUAUCAUUAAUUGGACAACUGCCUAUUUGGAUGAAGCAAAAAGCAAAUUCACCUGGAUUCUAGUUAUAGAGACAAUGUGAAUAGAACUUUAGAAAUUCAGUUCUUACAGAUCUGGUUCUAAGUAUGGUAAUGGUACCAUGAACUUCAUAGCUGUGCCCCUGAGGAAAGGAUUUAAGAAUGCCAAAUAAAAAGUUUUCUAUUAAGAGAAGUAAAUCUUAGAGAAAAAAAUUAACAGCAGUUGUUAAAAUAUAUAAGAGCAUACAGAAAAGUGAGUUGGAUCAUAAUAUAUUAAUAUAAACUUAAGUAUAGUUGUGCAUAUUCAUUAAUAUUUCAGUCCAGAUCAGUUCAUCUGAGUCAGUACUAAGACUUUUGUAUUCUGUAAAAUAUAUUCUCUCCUUUGAUGCUAGGUCAAUGAAAACACCAAGAUUCUUAAGUAGGAGAAAAACAUGCACACAUAUAUGAUGUUGAUGUGUCAUUACCAAAUAAAAGCACACAUAUUUGCAUAUAUAGUUAAUUUUAAUUUUAAUAUGCCAUUGCUUAAUGAAAUACAUAUUUAGAUCUUUAAAGAGAUGCUUAUCAGCCACCCAGAGUUUACUAAACUUAAAGAUGUUCAGACUCUGAAUUUGCUAAUUUCUGUGUUACUAAGAGGUUAAUUAUCCUUAGCUUCCUGAAUCUCAUCCCUUUCCAAUUUUGCAACUCAGUAAAAGAAAGAAAAAGAGAAACUAUGCAUAAGCCCACAGUUAGAGUAAAAAAUAGGUCAAACUCCUCCUCUCACAUGAUCCUUUUAUUGGUUCCUCCAACCUACUCUGCAUUCCUUUUUCUUUAAAUCAUCAUGGUACAUUCACUCAUUUUCCUUUUGGCUGUGAGCCCUUUAAGCAUGAUAACUACUGAGCAACUGUUACAGAUGCUGCAGCUGUCAUAGGUUCUGCAAGUUUGUGUCUAGAUUCUUAAAUGCAUUUAGUUUAUGAUGGCUUUAAGUAUUAAUCAUGGCUUCUGACUCAAACCCAGCCUUUGAGGAUACUCUUCGAGCUCCAGUGUGCUGCUCUGCUCGUUACAACUUAGCAAUUUUGGCCUUUUUUGGUUUCUUCAUUGUGUAUGCAUUACGUGUGAAUCUAAGCGUUGCAUUAGUGGAUAUGGUAGAUUCAAAUACAACUUUAGAAGAUAAUAGAACUUCCAAGGCAUGUCCAGAGCAUUCUUCUCCCAUAAAAGUUCAUCAUAAUCAAACGGGUAAGAAGUACCAAUGGGAUGCAGAAACUCAAGGAUGGAUUCUCGGUUCUUUUUUUUAUGGCUACAUCAUCACACAGAUUCCUGGAGGAUAUGUUGCCAGCAAAAUAGGGGGGAAACUGCUGCUAGGAUUUGGGGUCCUUGGCACUGCUGUCCUCACCCUGUUCACUCCCAUUGCUGCAGAUUUAGGAGUUGGACCACUCAUCAUACUCAGAGCACUAGAAGGACUAGGAGAGGGUGUCACAUUUCCAGCCAUGCAUGCCAUGUGGUCUUCUUGGGCUCCCCCUCUUGAAAGAAGCAAGCUUCUUAGCAUUUCAUAUGCAGGAGCACAGCUUGGGACAGUAAUUUCUCUUCCUCUUUCUGGAAUAAUUUGCUACUAUAUGAAUUGGACUUAUGUCUUCUACUUUUUUGGUGCUGUUGGAAUAUUUUGGUUUCUUUUGUGGAUCUGGUUAGUUAGUGACACACCACAAACACACAAGAGAAUUUCCCAUUAUGAAAAGGAAUACAUUCUUUCAUCAUUAAGAAAUCAGCUUUCUUCACAGAAGUCAGUGCCGUGGGUACCCAUUUUAAAAUCGCUGCCACUCUGGGCUAUUGUAGUUGCACACUUUUCAUACAACUGGACUUUUUAUACUUUAUUGACAUUAUUGCCUACUUAUAUGAAGGAGAUCCUAAGGUUUAAUGUUCAAGAGAAUGGGCUUUUAUCUUCAUUGCCUUAUUUGGGCUCUUGGUUAUGUAUGAUCCUGUCUGGUCAAGCUGCUGACAAUUUAAGGGCAAAAUGGAAUUUUUCAACUUUAUGUGUUCGCAGAAUUUUUAGCCUUAUAGGAAUGAUUGGACCUGCCAUAUUCUUGGUAGCUGCUGGCUUCAUUGGCUGUGAUUAUUCUUUAGCCGUUGCUUUCCUAACUAUAUCAACAACACUGGGAGGCUUUUGCUCUUCUGGAUUUAGCAUCAACCAUCUGGAUAUUGCUCCUUCGUAUGCUGGUAUCCUCCUGGGCAUCACAAAUACAUUUGCCACUAUUCCAGGAAUGGUUGGGCCUGUCAUUGCUAAAAGUUUGACCCCUGAGAACACUGUUGGAGAAUGGCAAACCGUGUUCUAUAUUGCUGCAGUUAUUAACGUUUUUGGUGCCAUUUUCUUUACACUAUUCGGCAAAGGCGAAGUACAAAGCUGGGCUCUCAAUGAUCACCAUGGACAUAGACACUGAAGGAACCAAUAAAAAAUCCUGCCUCUAUUGAUGUAUUUUUAUGUAUCAGGUAACCUCAAAGUGCCUUCAGUAUUUUGUUGUGUAAGCAUUCUCUGUUUUUUUAAUUGUAUUAGAUUUUUAAGACCUAUAAUCAUGAAAUGUCACUAGUUGCCAGAUUAAUAAAAUGAACUAUAUUUAAUUAUGAAUAAUAUAUAUGCUAGGACUUCUACUGUAGGUUCACAUACCUGCCUGCAAGUUGGGCAACACGAAGUAGGAGAGUUCUAUUGAUUUUUUAGGGCCAUACUUAAGGGAAUGGGCUGAAACAGACCUCCUAACCUUGGCUUAAUGACACUAGUUGAUAAUUCUCAGGUAUUGAUAAACACCUGUUUUUGUCCACUUUCCUCAUAAAAAUUGUUGGCUCUGACACUUAGAUCUCAAACUUUAGCAUCUCCGUGGAGCUGCCAGCCACCGUAUAAUUUGGCCUGGCAACCGUACUGAGGGGAGUGUGCCCAGGCAGCUGCCAAGCACUCCCUCCUUGGCUUCAGGGCCAGAGUGCCCAGCAUUUAUCAGAGGCAGCAUCCAAGCUCAGAGCCUGUGUUCACUCUUCGGCUGGUGCCUUUCCUCUGAGGGGCUAUUAAUGUGUCAAUAAAGUCUUGAGAAGGCAGGAGCAGUGAGAUCCACUGCUGUGGUCUUGAUGCCUCCUCAAAUUUUCCCUUCCCAGCACAGAGGAAUAUCGGCUGCAUGCAGCCUGCAAAAGAAAAAUCUGAUGUGCAGUCAAUCACAAAUAAGAUCAUACUGGUUUAAAUCUACUCUCACAUGGACCACACUAUAAAUGUCUAAGUGCUGUGUUUGUUUGUUGGUAUUUUGUAAAGACAGGGUCUCACUUUGUUGCCCAGACUGGUUUUGAACUCCCAGCUUCAAGCCAUCCUCCUGCCUCGGCCUCACAAAGUGUUGGGACCACAGGCAUGAGAUACUGUGCCCAGCCUGUUCUGUGGUUUUUAAGCUGCACGAGAAUUGUUUUUUAAAUUAACUCUCAUUGUGUGUUCAGUCUGUCUUCAUCUAAAUUUGCAGUUGCAGUUUAAAGUAAAAGACCACAUCACCUGAGACUAGGGUCGUCAUCUUUACUUCUGGUUCCUGAAAUCAUAUUUUUCCAGUGGACCAUCCUCCAGUGGUUGUAGUUGUUGAGCAUGCUUUCAGAGCACCUAUAUGAUUUAAAACUUAGUUUAUGUUUUGUGUUCAACACUACCUGUAAUGUUUUAAUUAAAACUGUUUAAUGUGACUUGAAUAAUUUAUGUAAAUUCAUUUUUAAAUUUGUAAAUAGCUUUAAAUUGCUAUUGCAAUGUUUCUUUUAUAAAUCAUCAAAAUAAACCUUUCUGAAUU